AUGAAUACCUCUUUUGAAUAAAUUAAUCGAUCACCUUUAAAUAGAUCUGUUUCAAAAGCUCUCUAUUCAUUUCCAAAAGCUAAUCGUUUCAAAGAGUUUAAGGAUAAACCGUAACUAUAUUUGGUUUAUCAUUAGAUGUCCAAAUAUUUAUAAUAUUCCAUCUAUGAUGAGCAAACGUAGUGCUGGAAUAGGAUAUGGAUAAAAAUCAAAUUUUAUUUAGGAAAGCAUAACUCCAGGACCCAAUAAUUAUGAAAUCAAAACUACUCUUAAUGUUAGUAACGGUUGGACUAUGCCAGUUGGUAGAGAUGUAUUGAUAAUAAAUUUAAUCUUAGAAAGGGAAUAAAUAUGAAGGUAUCUUUAUUGGACUUAUUUAAAAAACUCCUGGACCUGGAGAAUAUGAAUAAAAGGAUACUAAAUCUCCUAUUAAGUAUACUAUAAGAAUGAGAACUGAAAGUCAAAAAGAUAAGGAUAGAAAACCAGGACCGUAAGUCUUAUUAAUAUUUUAGAGGAUAAUAUAAUUUACCAUCAGCACUCAAUGAAACAGGAAAAUAUAAAAUUAGCAAAUUUAGAGAGUAAAAUAAUUUAUUUUAUCUAGUUCUGGAGCAAUUAUUCUUUCACCUUAAAAAUCUAAAAGUUUUCGAUUUUCACCAGCAAAAGAUCCAUCACCAGGACCUGGGGAUUAUGCUCAUUUAGGAGAUAUUGAUCCAAAAGGAUUGUAUUAUUGUUCCAAAUUUGCAGAUACAAAAUCUACAAUAUUUACAAGAACUAAGAGAGAAUUAACUAAAAUUAGAGCAGAAUCUCCAGGACCUGGGGCUUAUAGAUUACCUUCAGAAUUUGGGUAUUUAGAUAAAUUAUGUUAGUCACUAUGAAAAACCGAAUAAAUGA
Molecule: messenger RNA, 885 nt
Organism: Paramecium primaurelia
Lineage: Eukaryota; Ciliophora; Oligohymenophorea; Peniculida; Parameciidae
Source: the annotation of a GenBank genome assembly